Pantherophis guttatus is the source of this 7341-nucleotide messenger RNA. NCBI's taxonomy places the organism in Eukaryota, Metazoa, Chordata, Lepidosauria, Squamata, Colubridae. The record is from RefSeq and is a predicted model, not a curated record.
AAACAAGACUCAAACUCGAUUCAAAGGUGGCAUCAGUUUUCCUGAACUCCUUUAGAAGAAUUACCUCCAGUUUCCACGCGGCGUCUCCCUUGUCUCGUUCAACGCGCUCCGAAAAAAAGGGAGAAGGGCAUUUUGGAAGGUGGAGCUUUGGCUCCCUAGGAACCUCGCUUCAAUGGCGCUGUUGGCAAGCCGAGCUGAAGCGUUUGUCGCUCGCACCGGAAGAGUUGUUCCCUCUCGAGCAUCUGAUCUCCACCGUCCGACGAAGGCUGGCAGUUUUCCCUUUUGACAGAAUGCAUCGAAUGGAAGAUACUCGUCUAAAUGCCUGGCACAGACAUCUGAGAAAUUACUCCUAUUAUAAAGCCAAUGUGAUCUCAGCUGUUGAUGCAGUCAAGUAUUGGCAAGGCGUGUUUGAGGCAAACAAUAUCCCAGAAGCACAGACAUCUUCUGAAUAUAUUGUUUCUCAUGUCCUAGGAGCAAAAACAUUCCAGAGUCUGAAUGCCAGCAGCAUAUCUGCUCCCCUUUCAGCAAAGCAACAAAAACAGAUCCAACAGCUCUGUGUGAAACGACUACAACGGAUGCCAGUACAGUAUGUUCUUGGUGAAUGGGAUUUCCAAGAUCUGACACUCAAGAUGAAGCCUCCAGUUUUCAUUCCUCGACCAGAGACAGAGGAACUGGUUUCUCUCAUUCUGGAUGAAGAACGCAGGAAGAGAUUGACUUCUGCAUGCAGCAAGGUCCUUCAGAAUUUCCCAGAGACCCGUGGUCCUGUUAUUUUGGAAGUUGGCUGUGGUUCAGGGGCAAUUGGUUUAAGUCUUCUGAAAAAGCUUCCUCACAGUCAGCUCAUUGCCAUCGAUAAAUUAGAAGCUGCUGUUAAUCUGACCAAGGAAAAUGCAGAACGGUUACAACUUCAGGAAAGAAUCCAUAUCUUUCACCGUGAUAUAUCUUCAUGUCCUUGGGAAUGUCUUCAGCCUUGGGGUUUGGUAGAUACUAUCAUCAGUAAUCCACCUUACAUUUUUCAUGAAGAUAUGAGUGAGUUGGCAGCAGAAAUUCUCUGCUUUGAGGACCUUGAUGCCCUGGAUGGAGGAAUUGAUGGGAUGAGCAUCAUCAAAGAAAUUCUGAAAAUGGCCUCUUCCAUUCUCAAGGAUUGUGGGAGUGUGUAUUUGGAGGUUGACCCCAGGCACCCCAAAAUGGUAACAAAUUGGCUGUCCAGUCAUCCGGAUUUGUUCCUCUUUGUAUCUGCUACACACAAGGACUUCUAUGGAAAGCCAAGGUUUCUGCAUAUUCAAAAACAUAGGAAAGAAGAUCGCCAAGGAUCAUGACUAGUUCUGUCUCCCAACUCUGGAAGUGUUUACAGUGCUUUCUAAGGGUAUUUUCUCAGAAAGCCAGAUGUCUCUUGAUAACAUCUGCUAGCUUGCAUUUUGCUGAGGAUGACUUACUUCAAAUUUUCAAGUUAUUUUGUGAUUAUUCCAGUUGUUACGUAAGAGACAUAGCAUUUCUAUCCAAUGUAUAAUUGCUAUUGUUCUGGAUCUUAUAAUUGCUUUACAUUUCUAAAUUUAAAAGUAUAGAAUGGAGUUAAGAAUAAAAUACUAUGAAUACAGAAUAAAAUAUUUUUACAGAAACAUGAGAUACUGAAACAUUUUUUUAAAUCAUAAGGAGAAAUUUAGAGAUUAUUUUUCCUUUCCUUUCCAUUUUCUUCUAAUUGCUAUUUAAGGAUUUGCCUAUUUAGAGUUUUUGAUCUGUAAACCAGGUACUGAGAAGCAGGAAUUGAAUUUGCUGAACAAAAGAACAAAGUACGUAUGUAUCAGUAAUUAGUACACAUCAGAGGGAAGCUUCAAAGUAAUAUACUGAUACAUUAUGCUUGAUAAUGUAUCAGUAUUGAAUUUUGUAUACUGAUAAUGUAUCAGUAUUGAAUUUUGCUGCUUAAUAUUCCUUUUGAUAAAUACUAUUAUAAAAUGGCAUGUUGCUUUUUUCCAGUGCAUUAUUUUAGGGAUGAAAAAAGCACUCUUUUAUAUUCAGCUGUUUGCAUUUUUAAAAAAUCUGCCCAAUAUGUUCAUUGCUUAUUUGGAGCUGGAUCCAAAUAUAACUUUCCACUGGUACAUGCUGCCUGUAUCGCUGUACUGCAUUCUUCUGUUUUCUUCCUUCUGGUAACAUUCAUUUCCUCAACCUUGUGCCAAUGAUCUGUAAAAUGAUACCACAAAUGCUGACCCUACUUUAAGGACACAAAUGGAAUUGCCAUUUCUUCGUGCACGAGAUGGGGUUCGUUGCCAAAGUGCAUUGUUAAAGAACAACCUGUCUUUUCAUUACAGUGUGUACCAUAACAUCUAAUGUACUUUUGGCAAAAGAUAGCAGAUGCCUUUCAUAAGAUAUAUUAACAUGGCAGCCUAUAAGUGCUGUGACAUUCCCAAACCCAUCAGAUGUCCCUUGAGAGGAGGUUCUAACAAGGAAAGCCUUUAUAGUUUAACUACAAGCUCUCUAAGACUUAGUAAUUGUGUCAUAAAUUUGCAGGCAGGUAAUAAUAAUGUUUUAUCAUUUUACAUGACAUGUUAUGCUGUUGGUACAAGUUGGCACAGAUUUCAGUUCCUUGUAGAAUUAAGGAUAAGAAAGUACGGUAAAUAGUGGUUUUCGACAAUAAAUGUGCAGAGGUUGGGUUUUGUUUGCCCAGCAGCUGCUAGUAGAUGGGUUUCUCUAGGGUGAGUAUACUACUAUAGCUGUUCAACAGUGUCAGUUUUCUUAGAAAUAACUUGGGCUUGGUGCCAGGUGGUGGCACAGUGCUUCCAGUGCAUGGAAGCAGGUACAUGGCUGUAAUUAUCAAGAGGAGCUUAAGUAGAGCUGGAAAAUUGCUGUGGUUUCUGACUUGGAGAGACACUUUGCUCCAAGGGUGCAAAUGAAAUUCCAGCCUAAUCAGAGGCCUAAUCUCUAAUAAGAGACCAUGUAAAGAUUAUGCUUGCUUAUCCCCAGAGUUAGGAUUGAAAUACUGCAACAAAAUAUUGCCCUGUUAACUGCUUCUGUUCAGUUUCAGCCUGACUGACUUCCUUGUUCGAAAGUCAAAGAUUGGUUGACCUAGCAGCAAAGAGGUCAAAGUGAGAGACUGGAUAUCCUCAGUUCAUUUCAUCUAACCAGUGUUUCCCAACCUUGGCAACUUUAAGACAGGUGGAUUCAACUCCUAGAAUUCCCCAUGCCAACCAAGCCACACCCACAGAACCAGUAGAAGAAAUUUUUGAAACCGACCACUGGUGUAUAUGAUGUACCAACUGAUUAAGAAGAGAAAAGCUACUUGAUACCAGGCUUUGAUUUAUCCUUUAGAAUUAGCUGGAUUGUUGUUGUUGUUGUUGUUGUUUCAUUUAUUUUCAAAUGAACUUUCUGUUUUUUUCCAGUAAGCUGAAGCUUCGUGCUCCAAAGGUUUAAUUUGCAGGCAGUCUUUACAUUCCAACAAUGAGAUCCUCACUCUUCUAUGAAAAGACCUCAAAAGAGGAUAUGUGUCCAUGGAACAGUCCUGAAGCGCUGAUGGGGGAGAGAGAUUGUAGCCUGUGUUUGAUAGAAAUAUAGUCAGGGAGUAUGUAUUGACCUUGAAGAGUUUCACAUCUCCAAGAGCUUCAAUCUUGCUGAUCCAAUUCAUCUAAGAAAAACUCAUGAAUUGAUAACAUGCCAGAUAACUAGAGGAUGACAAAUGCAAGGUAAGAAGGAUCUAGGGAACUACAGAACUACAGAAAAGAUUAAAAAGUGAUUGGUUUGUAAACAACUUGAAAAUAAUCCAGUAAUAGCUAGUAUCUGUGAUGGUUUUGUCAAGAACAGGUCUUGUCAGGCUAAUCUUAUUACAUUUUUCAUCAGAUAAUUUCCUUAGUAGGAUCUGGGACUAGUGUAGACAUAACAUGUUGCAAUUCAGCAAAACAUUAUACCAAAUAGCAACAUUUUGAUUAACACAAUAGUUAAAUAUUACCUGGAUAGCAUAUAAUUGGAUGGAUCCACAAGUUGCUUAAAAAAAUCAUACUUAAAUUGUUGAAAAGUGGUUUCAACCUAAAUCUGGCAUGAGAUGACACAGAUCUUGGUUCUGAGCCGAGUACUUUUCAACACUGUAAGGAUUCAGAGAAAGAGGUGGAUUAAAAGCUUAUCAGAUGAUGCAAAACUGGAUGGAACAGCUAAUAUUCUAAAAACACAAGAUUCAAAAUUAUAAUUGGCUAAAUAUAACAGAAUUAAAUUUAACAGAGUCAAAUGUAAUGAGGAAAAAUCAAAUGCACAUUUACAGUAAGAGCAGUACUUGGCCUGGUAAUAAAAUGUGUGAAAAAUUGCUUAGAGUAGUAGUUGGUCACAAUCUAUUCCGGGCUCGCCGGAAAUCAUCCAUCAGCAUGACCAAAGCAGUUUCCGUGCUGUAGCCAGACCUGAAGCCAGACUGAAAAGGGUCUAAAUAAUCCAUUUCCUCCAAUGACCUGCAGGAGCUGAAGUGCCACCACUUUCUCUACAACCUUUCCCACAAAGGAUAGGUUGGAGACUGGACGAAAGUUCUUUAAUUCUGCUGGAUCAAGGGAAGGCUUCUUGAGGAGGCUUCUUACAACCGCUUCCUUUAAUGGUUGCAGGAAGGCCCCUUCCCUCAAGGACGUGUUAACUAAAGCCUGGAGCCAGCCUCGUGUCACCUGCCUGCUGGCCAAAACCAGCCAGGAGUGCAUGGGUCCAACAAACAAGUGGAGGAACUCAUCGUUCCUACAGCCUUGUCCACUUCCUCAGGAGUCACAGGCUCAAACUCAUCCCACACAAUGGAACUAAGACCUGCCCCUGUCAUCUCGGUUGGAAAGAAUAGAUUGCCCCCCUCAUCUUUGUGACAGACUGUCAAAUAUUGGAAAACUGCUAUCAUGUCAUUCCAGUCCUUCUUUUCAUUAGAAAUACCCAGUUCCUGCAACCAUUCUUCAUAUGUUUUAGCCUCCAGCCUCCUAAUCAUCUUUGUUGCUCUUCUCAGAACUCUUUCUAGAGUCUCAACAUCUUUUUUGUGUCAUGGUGACCAGAACUGGAUGCUGUAUUCCAAGUGUGGUCUCACCACGGCGGUAUAUAGCGGUACUAAUACUUCACAUGAUCUUGAUACUAUUCCCCUGUUGAUGCAGCCUAGGACUGCAUUGGCUUUUUGGCAGCUGCAGCACAUGGUUGUAUAUUCUUUGGCUGAAAAUUAAUAGUUGUGAAGCCGUUCAGCAUAUAUGAUCAUUUACCUUUGAUUAUUUGCAUGUUAAUGUUUAAAAUUAAACAAGGCUUUCACAUUUGAUUAUUUUUAAAUAAAGUUUGGUUUUAUUUAUCACUUGUGAGUUUGAUCUAUCUUCCAAAGUGUUGGAGAGGAAGAAGAUUAAUAUCUUAAUCACACAGCUCCACACUGUAUAGCUAGGAGUGGUGCUACUACAAUUAUCUUAUUUUUACUUUGUAAUUACCAGGAGAGCAGUACAGUUCAUGGGAGCCCAGUCUUUCUCACGUGCCACUGAUACAGGGAAAACAGCAGGAGAGAUGUCUCCUUGGAAGAGGUGGUACCAAGAGUAAUCACUAAGCCACUAAACCACAACAAGAGUCAGAGCAACAUUGAGUGUAGAGCCAGGAGGGGGACAUUUGAGAUCUCCUACCUUUCAUGUUAUGAAUAUAUCCAUGCUACAAUAGACCUCUGUGCUACUAGAGUUACUGUCCCAUCCUUUAGGCUUAGAGAUCAUAAGUAAUUCUGUUCUUUUCUUACAGACAUGAGUCAAAAGUUCCAGAGGCCAUCAUGCUUUAUGGUAGAGAUAAUGCAAUGUUAAUUAUAUCUUCUCUUCUUUUUCUUAGUAGAUUAAUAUCCUUCCACAUCAAAGUAAAUUAAGAGGAAACUGGUCCAGUAUCAUAUAACAGGCAACAACACGAAUUCAAGUUAUGUUAUGUAAUCUCCAAAUCAGUAAAUAUCUACAAACCUAAAAAAAAGAAAACAUUUGAAAUUGUCUCCUUGGCUUUAGAUAAUUACUGUCUUCAGGUAAUAUACAGGUAGUCUUCAACUUUAUGACCAUUUGUUCAGUGACCUUUUAAAGUUAUGACACUGCCCUGAAAAGUUACUUAUAAUUGGUCCUCACACUUACAACCAGUGCAGCAUUAUUGCAGUCAAGUGUUUAGCAACCAGCAUGCAUCUCAGGGUCAUGUGAUUGCCAUUCCACGACAAAUAAAGUCAAAGGGGGAAGCCAGAUUUGCUUAAUGUUCAUGGAGGAAAAAAGCUAAUAAAAUCAGACACAUUUAACAACUGCGUCACUUAGCGAUUAAAGUUCUGAACCCAAUUGUAGUCAUAAGUUGAGGAUGUGUCUAAUGAGUUGUAAUAUAUGAUCCUAUUUUGUUGCCCAAACAUCUAUGAAGGACAAGCAAAGAAUUAUUAAAACAGAAGACAUUUAAUAACUCGAAGAAAUCCACCAGCAUUCCUGAUUCUCAAAGCUGUUCUGUAAGAAAGAAUGGGCUGAAAUUCCUCUAAACUAAACCAAUAUUUGCACAGGACUGAUCAACAGUUAUUGGAAACAUUUAGUUCCAAUUAUUGCUGUCCGGGGGAAGGGAGCACACUUGUUAUUGAAAGCAAAGGUUCACCUGUUGUUGUUGUUUUUGUUUUUUUUUACUACGUACAAAUAUGCAGCUUUGGAUAGUUUUCUUCUAUUUUUGAACAAUAUAUUUUUGAUUCAUUUAAUUGGAUUUUCUUUACCCAGUUUUAAGAUUUCUAUGGAGAACAGAUCAUAUAUUAGUUAGGUCAUAUUUAUGGAAAAAUAUUGAACAUUCAAAAAAAAAAAACCCCAGUCUCAUCUAUGUUCAAACAUCCACUAAGUCCUAAUAUACUUGUUGUGGCCCGCCAGCAGCCUGCACAGAUUGUGGCUGAUCCCGACGAUGAGGAGGCUGGUAUGGAGUUGCGCCAGCAGCCUGUCAGCCAGCGCUCGAGUCAGACAGCGAGGAGGCUGAAGAAGAUGUGGUGCCAGAGGCAGAGACUCAGCCAGGGCCUUCAGAACCUCCAGAGGCUCCUUCAAGUGAAGAGGAUGAAGUAGAGGAACCUCUUCUCAAUGCUCGAGCACGCAGGGCUGCCAAAAGGCAGGAGUAGCUACUCAGUAGGAGGUCUCCUCGAGAGUAAGGCUUGGGGCUAAUUGACCAUUCCCUUAGCCUAUUUAAGUUCGCUCACAGAUAGCGCACACUGCUGUAAACAAUGUUUAAUUACUACGCAGAGCAUUCUGAGAGUGAGUUUCUUGUUAUAUCGUGGUUUCUGGGCUGGUUGCCAACCCUUGUCGGACUUUGUUUAUUCUCUGUAAUUCAUAGCAGGCUGAUAAGGACAUUUGCACUGAAAGCCUGCAUUUUGAAAGGGGUCUGUUUGUAUUAAACGGAGUUUUUGGA